GUCUGAGGUCAGGAUGUAGCUAUUGUGUGUUAACUCUCUGCUUGGGCAGGAGGAUUUGGCCAGGCAUUCUCAGGAGGUGGUCAUUGAAGCCACAAGUGUGGGUGAGAUCUUCCAGGAACCUCCAGACUCCAGGAAUUUGGGCAGAGUGGCACCGACAUCACCAGCAGAGACUGCAGUCACUGACGCUCCCUUCCUGGGCAAUCUUGUGACUCAGAGCAGACCCUGCUCCACUUUUUAAAAGGAAGCAACCCUGGAGACCCAAGGGAGCACGAGGAUCGGAACACAGCAGGAGGUGGCUUUCCCUGGGGGACAGAGUUGGCAGCCUCAGCUUCCAUGUUGCCUUUCACCUUCAUCCUCCUCCUUCUUCACUCGGGCUGCCUCCAGGGAGGACAAGGUGACCUCCGAAAGGAACUGAAGGGGUUAAAGACUGAAUUUGCUGUCCGCCUCUACCAGACCUUGGCAGGAAGUGGAAAUGGGACUAACUUGGUCAUCUCGCCAGCCAGUGUGUCUGUCCCUCUGGAGUUACUACAGUUCGGAGCCCGAGGAAACACCUGUUUGCAGCUUGAAAGGGCCCUGGGGUAUACAGUUCAUGGCAAAAGAGUGCACAAUUUCCUGCGCACUGCUCAGGCGGCAGCUUCUACUUCCGGCCCAGGGACCACCAUUCAACUGGCAUGUGCCCUUUUUGUACAAACCGGAACAUCUCUCUCCUCUCAUUUCACUGAGCAUAUCUCCCUGUGGGCCAACAGCAGCCUGGAGACAACCAACUUCAGUGAGCCUAACAGGACAACAGCUCAGAUCAACAGAUGGGUCUCUAAGUUUGUUGCAGGAGGGAAACCCAAUGAGAAACCCAGAAAUGUCUCCUUGGAAAGGAUCCAUUCGACACUUGCUCAGAUUGCUCUGGUGAGCACCGUGUCCUUCCGAAGUAUUUGGCAAAAGAGAUUCGCCUUCACAGACACCCAGGUGUUGUCCUUUACUAGCACAGAAGGCCUCAUUCUCAAAGUUCCCAUGAUGUACCAAACUGCUAAUGUCAACUACGGCCAGUUCCAGGUCACAGCUAAGCAGCAGGUUGGGGUGCUUGAACUGCCUUAUCGAGGAAGCUCAGUGAGCCUAUUCCUGGUACUCCCUUGGGACAAAGCAACCCCUCUGGCCUUUCUUGAGCCACACCUCACGGCCAGUGCCAUUCACAUAUGGACAAAUAGUUUGAAGAGAAUAAAGAUGGAUGUUUUCCUACCCAGGUUCAGGAUCCAAAACCACUUCAACCUGAAAGAUGUUUUAAGUUCUUUAGGGAUCACAGAUCUGUUUGAUCCAUUCAAAGCUAACUUAAAAGGAAUUUCAGGUCAAGAUGACCUUUAUGUUUCUGAGGCAAUCCACAAUGCCAGGAUUGAAGUUUUGGAAGAUGGCACCAAGGCAUCUGGGACAACAGCUCUAGUGUUACUGAGAAGAUCUAGGACUCCAAUUUUUAAGGCAGAUAGACCAUUCAUCUUUUUCCUGAGAGAAUCCGAUACAGGUUCUGUCCUCUGUAUUGGAAGAGUUACAAAUCCCCUAGAAUAAUGGGUCUCAAACGUGGUUUCUUCAACUUCCCUCUGUGCAUUGAGCUUUCUCCUCAACAAAAUUAUGACUAUACUUUUAUUGCACGUGAGUUCUUCUAGGGUAUAAGUGUGUGACUUAUAUGAACCUGAAAACACUCAUAAAAAGAAUUAACAUGUUAUAUCAUGCACUGAUUUUUCUUUUACCAUCAAUAUCUCUUUUUCUUUCAGUUUAUUAAUUACACACGGGUACCAUUAGCAGUGAACCACAGUUUUAGUGGA
Dromiciops gliroides (monito del monte) is the source of this 1808-nucleotide messenger RNA. RefSeq names its product serpin family E member 3 (gene SERPINE3). The coding region runs from base 334 to 1551 and encodes 405 amino acids. Gene Ontology annotation, biological process: negative regulation of endopeptidase activity. Gene Ontology annotation, molecular function: serine-type endopeptidase inhibitor activity. NCBI's taxonomy places the organism in Eukaryota, Metazoa, Chordata, Mammalia, Microbiotheria, Microbiotheriidae. The record is from RefSeq and is a predicted model, not a curated record. The transcript has 11 exons.